Messenger RNA from Mesocricetus auratus (golden hamster), 1088 nucleotides. It is a transcript of the gene Mrps2, whose product is annotated as mitochondrial ribosomal protein S2. The transcript has 4 exons. Gene Ontology annotation, biological process: translation. NCBI's taxonomy places the organism in Eukaryota, Metazoa, Chordata, Mammalia, Rodentia, Cricetidae. The record is from RefSeq and is a predicted model, not a curated record. Gene Ontology annotation, cellular component: ribosome; mitochondrial small ribosomal subunit. Gene Ontology annotation, molecular function: structural constituent of ribosome. Bases 70 to 945 code for a protein of 291 amino acids.
GCGCUCGGCGGCGGAGGCGCUCUGUCCGGCAGGAAGCGUCUCUGCGGCAUCUCCGUCCACGCGCCAGCCAUGGCGCCCGCUCCGGCCGUCUUGACCCGGCUGCUGUGUGCAGGUGUGUGGCGCUGGCCAGCUUUCCUGCAGAAGGCGACCCCGGGCCCGGCGAGGCUGAAUGCUAGGAUGGUGACAAGAGCCCAAGUCCCCGUGGUCAGCGAACUCCAGGAUGGCGACGAUCUCCAGAGCAGGAUCCUAGAUGUGCCGCUGCAGCAUUCGGACUUCUUCAAUGUCAAGGAACUGUUUUCUGUGAAGAGCCUCUUCGAGGCCCGAGUACACCUGGGCCAUAAAGCCGGUUGCCGGCACAGGUUUAUGGAACCAUACAUCUUUGGUAACCGCCUGGGCCAAGAUAUCAUCGACCUGGAGCAGACAGCCCAGCAUCUGCAGCUGGCCUUGAACUUCACGGCCCACGUGGCCUACCGCAAGGGCAUCAUCCUGUUUGUCAGCAGGAACCGGCAGUUCUCUCACUUGAUUGAGAGUACAGCCCGGGACUGCGGAGAGUAUGCCCACACCCGCUACUUCAAGGGUGGUUUGCUGACUAACGCACAGCUCCUCUUUGGGCCCACGGUCCGCCUGCCAGACCUCAUCAUCUUCCUGCACACACUCAACAAUGUCUUUGAACCCCAUGUGGCUGUGAGGGAUGCUGCCAAGAUGAACAUCCCCACAGUGGGCAUUGUGGACACCAACUGCAACCCAUGCCUCAUCACUUACCCUAUCCCCGGCAACGAUGACUCACCCCAAGCCAUCCAUCUCUUCUGCAAGCUCUUCCGGACAGCCAUCAACCGGGCCAAGGAGAAGAGGAGGCAGAUGGAGGCGUUGCAUCGGCUGCAGAGUUCCCGGGGGUCUGAGGGCAGUGGGACAUCUUCUGCGCCUGAUAAAAGCCAGUGCCCGUGACAGGAGCACCUGCUCCUACGCUAGAUAGCCAAGCCUGCUCUGAGCAGGAAGCUCCUUGUCCUAUAUGCCCAAGAGCUGGCCACCCCAGAGUCUGAUCGUCCUGAAUUAAACCUUGUCUGCCUCUUUGUGGGGAACAAACCCAA